GUAUUUCAGAAAUAUAGCGACAUCAAGCGAAUAUGACGUUGAUUAUAAGAAAAAUUGCAUUUGUUAGCUUCUUAGCUUUGAUAUUGUGUGAAACGAUAUAUGGUUCAGCAAUCCCACAAUCUGUGUUGGAGAUUUCCACAGAAGAGUCAACUCAGUCAGAUAACUUACUCAGAAAACUAGUGCUGGAGCCUUCCAAAGAAGAGUCUACUGAUACCGAUACUACUGACAACUUUUCGAAAAAGCUAGCAUCAAGCAAAAGCUCUAAAUCGAAGGAAAAAGUUGACAAAAAGUACUACGUUUCCCCUGACAAGGCUAAUUGGUUCAAAGCAUUUCUUUAUUGCGUUUCUGCUGGAUUAGAACUGGCAACGGUGGAAAGCGAAGCUGAAACUGAUCUGUUGAACGAGGUUUUGGAUAAAGACGAUAUAAAAGAGGGAUGGAAAGAAGGAUAUUGGUUGUCGGGAAACAGUUUAGCGUAUCCUGAAACGCUGGAAUUUUACUGGGCCUCUACCGGUCAGAAAAUCAUAUACACAAAUUGGGGAAAGGACCAGCCCGACAACGCCGGCAAAAAAGAGUUCUGUAUUGGCGUUGGCCUGGUUGGCAAGAAACCCGCCUGGAAUGACUAUGCCCCCGAAACUGAACUGAAGUAUAUAUGUCAAUCUCCACGUCCCUGCUGUUAGUAAACGCCUUGUAGAUAUUACUACAAAACUUUUACAGUUAUCCUAUAUAUAAUUAAAAUGAGUUUGCUUAUUUUCAUAAAAGAAUAUGAGAUUAAUUUUUAAUUUGU
Sitophilus oryzae (rice weevil) is the source of this 784-nucleotide messenger RNA. RefSeq names its product C-type lectin 37Db-like. Lineage: Eukaryota; Metazoa; Arthropoda; Insecta; Coleoptera; Curculionidae. The record is from RefSeq and is a predicted model, not a curated record. The transcript is spliced from 5 exons. Gene Ontology annotation, cellular component: external side of plasma membrane. Gene Ontology annotation, biological process: biological process involved in interspecies interaction between organisms. Gene Ontology annotation, molecular function: carbohydrate binding. The coding region runs from base 33 to 677 and encodes 214 amino acids.